This is a messenger RNA of Labrus mixtus (cuckoo wrasse), 4605 nucleotides long. RefSeq names its product collagen alpha-4(IV) chain-like. The transcript has 34 exons. Gene Ontology annotation, cellular component: collagen trimer. Gene Ontology annotation, molecular function: extracellular matrix structural constituent. NCBI's taxonomy places the organism in Eukaryota, Metazoa, Chordata, Actinopteri, Labriformes, Labridae. The record is from RefSeq and is a predicted model, not a curated record. Bases 145 to 4224 code for a protein of 1359 amino acids.
UUUGUGUGUGUUUUUUCUUGUCAGGGUGUUAGAGGGGAUUACUUCAAUGAGGGAAUUAAAGGAGAGCAAGGGAUUGUUGGUUUCCCUGGGGUUCGGGGUCUUUCAGGAUUUCCUGGUCGGGAUGGAGCAGCAGGACCCGAGGGUAUGCUUGGAGAGAAAGGGCUUCCAGGACUCAAUGGAAGAGUUGGACCAAAGGGUUACCCAGGGGAUGUAGGUCUCCCUGGUCCACCUCAAUUUUAUGAUGGAAGGGAUGCCAGAGGUCAUAAAGGGGAUCGUGGUUAUCCCGGAAUACCUGGGCCCCCCGGUGACCCAGGGUUCAUGGGCAUGCAUGGACCUCCUGGCCCACCAGGGAUGACAAUACCAGAGGUGCCCGGUCGACCUGGUCCACAAGGACGAACUGGUGAAAAGGGAUACAAGGGAGAGCCAGGAAGGUAUAGUGACUUUGAGAUCAGACAGUAUCCAGGACCAAAGGGCUCUAAAGGACCCCCUGGAAGUAAAGGUGUCACAGGUCUCCCAGGUCCUCCAGGAUGUGGAGAUUACUAUUGUGAGCCUGGAUACCCAGGGGACCCUGGAGCCCCAGGACCCAAAGGAUUGCCUGGAAAUCCUGGGCUCAAAGGAAUUAAAGGUUGCGAAGGGAAAUGUGAAUGUCGGUCAGGUGGCGGAAACCAAGGGCCCCCUGGUCCCCCUGGUUAUACAGGACCCCCAGGGUUACCUGGAACACAAGGACUAAAGGGAGAUCCAGGACCAAAGGGAGAGGAGGGUUUCAGAGGACAGCAAGGCUAUCAAGGAUUGCCUGGUUUUAAAGGACCGAAGGGUCAAAAAGGGGACUCUUUUGUGGUGGGUGUUAAAGGUGCCAAGGGUAAUAUAGGAGUUCCAGGAUAUUCUGGUCCUUCUGGAGCACCAGGUAGACCAGGCCGCGAUGGCCCGCCUGGCCCUGCAGGAGACCGUGGACCACCAGGUGCUGGAUAUGUAGGACUACCUGGUCCCAAAGGUGACCCUGGUGGUCCUGGAAAUAAAGGUUUUCCAGGGCCUGUUGGCCCUGAAGGUACUGGUUUUCAAGGCCCCAAGGGGCUACCUGGAACUAAAGGAAAUCAGGGAAAUCCUGGCCAUCCUGGAAUUCCCGGGAGAUCAGGCCCACCAGGUGAGACUGAGCCAUGCUGUGAUGAUCAGGAAAUUGGGUCACCUGGUCGUAAGGGGGAACCAGGUCUACUAGGGUUUCCAGGUGCGCCUGGAAGAGACGGUCUUCCUGGAGCUCAGGGACAUCCAGGCCCUAAAGGAUUGAAAGGAGAAGACGCCAGAUCUGGAGGGUUUGGACCACCAGGACCUCCAGGUAUAAAUGGGGAUUCUGGUAACCCUGGUCCAAGUGGACUACGCCUGGAUGGGCCUCCAGGCCCUCCCGGAUUACCAGGACCACCAGGCAGAAAGGGUGCACCUGGAGAUGUUUUCUCUGCCAGGCCAGGUGAUCCUGGUCCACCUGGCCGCCUUGGAGCUAUAGGGGCAAAGGGAUUCCAUGGCCUUCCUGGAAACCCAGGGUCUCCUGGUGCACAAGGCCAACCUGGACGCCCAGGCCAUAAAGGAGAGCCUGGAGACAUUGGUGAUCCUGGAGCUACUGGUCUCCCAGGCCUACCCUGCACCCUGUGUGACCUGCAUGGACCUCAAGGCCCUCCAGGAUCUCCAGGAAACCUUGGAUUGAGGGGGACACCAGGCUACCCUGGUCAGAAGGGUUAUAAGGGACAAACAGGUCCAUCUAGCCAUGGACGGAAGGGACCACAAGGUUUCCCUGGUCCUCCAGGUCUGCCAGGCCCAGUCGGACCAAGAGGCCCCACUGGCCCCUCAGGAGAUCAUGGAGCAGAUGGCUUCCCAGGACAGAAAGGUGAAAGAGGGUACUCUGGUAGACCUGGGUCCAGCGGUUUACCAGGUCGCCCUGGACCUCCAGGAUCAAGAGGUAAACAGGGAGAGAGAGGCUUUAAUGGCCGCCAAGGUCCCUCAGGAUACCCUGGACCCCCUGGUUAUAUAGGUUUACGUGGACCACCAGGAAAACCAGGACCUUCACGGAUUGUGAAUGUGGCAAAAGGACAAACGGGACCUCCAGGAAGGAAUGGACAACCAGGAGAACAGGGACCUCAAGGCUCAAAGGGCCCAAAAGGAGUCCCAGGUGAUUCUGGUUCAGAUGGAUGGGCUGGUCCUCCAGGGUUUAAAGGCAGCACUGGUGCUCCAGGCAGGGGAGGAGUACCAGGAACUCCAGGACCCCCUGGAGACAAAGGUUUCCCUGGUCCAAAGGGGCACACCGGACAUGGUGGAGAUCCGGGAGAUCAAGGCCCAUUUGGCCCUUCAGGUAUCCCAGGACUGCCAGGAUUCCCAGGGUCCAAGGGUGACCCUGGACAGUCUUAUGGACAACCUGGUCCACCUGGACUCAAAGGACUGCCUGGGGAGGAUGGACCCAGUGCAAUCAGAGGGAUUCCAGGAGAUCCAGGUGACCCAGGAUCCCCAGGAAGCUGUGGACAGCCAGGACCACAAGGCUACCCAGGGGAUCCAGGAAGACAAGGAGAACCAGGCUUUCCCGGGCCACAUGGCCGACCAGGUCAUCCAGGCGUUCCUGGUGUUCCAGGCGAUGGUGGAGGACAGGGACCACCGGGCCCACCUGGCCCAAAUGGGCCUCAAGGGCCUCGGGGGCCACCAGGUCUGGAUGGACUGAAUGGGCUUAGAGGACCAAAAGGAAUGAAAGGAGCAAGCGGCAUAGGUAACCCUGGCCCUCCUGGACCAGAUGGUUUUCCUGGAGUCAAAGGUCUCAUGGGCAUUCCAGGACCUCCAGGAGCCUCUAACCCUGGACCUAAAUGCCAGAGGGGCCCACCUGGCAGCACAGGCCUUCCAGGUAUCCCAGGUGGACAUGGUUACCCCGGUGUAGAAUGCCACACACCAAUGCCUGGAUCCCGAGGAGAUACAGGAUAUGAAGGACCACCAGGGCCUCCAGGUCCUCAUGGAAAUCCAGGCCGUCCAGGCAGCAGCAUUUCCACCAAAGGAGACCCAGGUCCAAUUGGUUUCCCUGGGAUGCCAGGUCGAAAGGGAAGUAAAGGAUUUCCUGGAUCCCCUGGAUCUCAGAACUACCUAGGCUUUCCUGGGACAAAAGGUGAGAGAGGCCCUGAUGGUCCUAGGGGUUUUCCAGGACCCAAAGGACCGAGAGGUAACCCUGGGCCUUUUGGUCCCAAGGGAGUAAGAGGCCCAGGUGGUGACAGAGGUGCCAAGGGUCCUCCUGGUGAUUCCAUUCAUAUACCCCCAAUGGAGUCUUUUCAUGGUCUUCCAGGACAACGUGGUGACCCAGAGUCUGUGGGAUCUCCUGGAUAUGCUGGUCCUCUAGGUCCUCCUGGACGCAAAGGAGAGAAGGGCACUAUGGGAUCUCUCGGCUUCACUGGCACUCCAGGUCCUCCUGGUUAUAAUGGUCCUGUUGGAGACCCAGGUGAUGCUGGUCAGCAAGGAUUUCCAGGUCCUCAAGGUACAUUAGGUCAACCUGGUGAUCCAGGUGAGCCAGGCCAUAGGGGGGCCAGGAGGUCAGGCUUCCUGUUGGUGAUUCACAGCCAGUCUGUUCAGCUGCCAAAGUGCCCUGACGGCAGCGGUCAACUUUGGUGGGGCUACAGUCUAGUCUACUUGGAGGGACAAGAAAAGGCUCACACUCAAGACCUGGGCCAGGCCGGCUCCUGCCUCCCUGUUUUCUCCACCAUGCCUUUCUCCUACUGCAACAAAGCAGCAUGCCACCACUCCAGCCGCAAUGACAAAUCCUAUUGGCUUUCCACCACCGCUUCUAUACCCAUGAUGCCAAUGUUUGGCCAGGAGAUUAGCUCCCACAUCAGCCGCUGUGUGGUGUGUGAGACGGUGUCACCCGCUGUGGCUUUUCACAGCCAGGAUCACACCGUCCCUGCAUGCCCACCUGGCUGGAGGAGUCUGUGGACAGGGUACUCAUUCCUCCUGCACACGGGGGCUGGUGAUGAGGGCGGUGGCCAGUCUUUGACAUCUUCAGGUAGCUGCUUGAAGGAUUUCCGGGCUCACCCCUUCAUUGAGUGCCAGGGUGCGAGGGGUUCCUGCUUCUACUUUUCUAAUAUGUACAGUUUUUGGCUGACUACUGUUGGUCAAACAGAGCAGUUUGUUACCACGAUGCCUGGCACCAUAAAGGCAACUGACCAGCAGAGACGCAAGACCAGUCAGUGUCAUGUCUGCCGCAGGGGGCUCUGAAGUCCCUUUUGUCUUUGGGUUGUAACUUAAAUGAUUGUUUGCACUUUUGAUUCAUUAUGAUAACUGUUACCACUCUCAUGUAUAAAAAAUGUAUUGGAUGAAAAAAGCGGCUUGCAAUAUGAAGUGUCAGCUUGCUAGCUGGCAUCUUUUUUUUAACUUUUGAAUAAUGUUGGUGUGUAUUUUAUCCUUUUUGAUCUUUAUUUUCAGUGAUGUGCUAUUUCUAGUGAUGAAAAUGUUGAAAAUAGAUCAAGUUGCUGCUGUUCCUCCUCAAAAAUGUUUAGAACUUUUCAUGGGUUAAGUCAUUCAGGGUCUAACAAAAAAAAUAAAACGACCUGCAGAAAUACCAAGAUAAAUAAUUUCCACAGGACUCAAUUUUCCAUA